AUGCGUGACGUCAUCCGAUCGGUUCCUGAGUUGAUGGAUCCACAACACCACCGUACAACACCACUCCCAUCGAAUUCUGCACAAUUUCGUCUUCAGCUUGUCUAUCCCGUAUCCCCAAGCGACCCCUCAGAGAUUGGCAGUAUGCAUGCUGAAAUACCCCGAACCCCAGCAAGCAGCUCCCGCAGCGGGAAACGGUUGAAGACUGUCCGCUCCUUGAUAUAUCCGUCAAUUGAGAAGGGGGCGGCGAGAUGCGACCGCUCAACUCCUGGGACCUUCACUGGCUCGCAAGCGAGCUUCCCGUCAUCUUUCCUCGUCUUCCGGGACUUCAACAAUAUGUCCGAUCUUGCGUACUACGGCGUGUGGACCAACUGGAGUCGUAGGAAAGCUGAUGGCUCUGCAAUCACGCUCUCACCGCGCAGCGCGGGCGUCCUCGUUGCGUUCCUCACCAUCUUCGUCUCAGUCGCGCUGGCUCUUCAUGGAGGAUUUUCGCUUUCCUCACGCACUAGCGGCGCGUUAUCAAAAGCCCUCGCGAUGGGUUACAUUAUCAGCAGCGGGCCAUCCUUCGGCAAUGCGGCGACAUCUAGAGUUGCUUCCUGA
Molecule: messenger RNA, 597 nt
Organism: Trematosphaeria pertusa
Lineage: Eukaryota; Fungi; Ascomycota; Dothideomycetes; Pleosporales; Trematosphaeriaceae
Exons: 2
Coding region: 1-597 (198 amino acids)
Source: RefSeq, a predicted model, not a curated record